Messenger RNA from Bathycoccus prasinos, 1527 nucleotides. RefSeq lists its product with no specific name. The record is from RefSeq and is a predicted model, not a curated record. Gene Ontology annotation, biological process: amino acid transmembrane transport. Bases 1 to 1527 code for a protein of 508 amino acids. Lineage: Eukaryota; Viridiplantae; Chlorophyta; Mamiellophyceae; Mamiellales; Bathycoccaceae. The transcript has a single exon.
AUGACGACGACGACGACUUUGACGACGACGAGAACGCGAAACGACGCGAGUUCACCAUCGACAUCCGUUCUUCAGUUCUCGUCGUCGUUAAGAAGAAGAACACGAAGAAUUGGCCUCCGCGCUUCCCCCUCCUCCUCCUCCUCCUCCUCCUCAAAGAACGAGACGGAUGAAAGAAAUGAGACGACGACGACGACGAUUGAAAACAACAACACUUCCAAAUUGCAACAAACAGAAGUCAUCACUCGCUUGUGGUCCAACGUGAACGAAAACGAGGGGUACGCGCACGAGUCUGGGUCGGUUUUCGGAAACGCGGCGUUGAUUGCCGGAACCACGGUUGGGGCCGGCGUGUUGGCGCUUCCGGAAAUAACCGGGCCGAGCGGGUUUCUCCCGAGUUCAGAAGUGUUGGUCGCGAUGUGGAUGUAUUUCGUGGCGACGGGAUUUUGCUUGGCGGAGGUCAACUUGGCGACGUUAUGCGCGCUCGGGAGUUCUAAAGAUGGGGUGAGUUUGUUUUCAGUGACGCGUUCGACGCUCGGGAAUGGUGGUGCUUUGGUGUUUAGCGCCGCGUACGUAUUCAUGCACGAGUGUUUAACCAUCGCGUGUUGUUUAAAAGGGGCGGAGAUUUUGUCGAGCGGGAAAUACGUCGCGGAUGUUGGAUUCGACGAAGCGGUUUUAGUAUUUGGUGGUGCGAUAGGUUUGUUCGUGGCGCUGAGCAACGAAAAAGUUUUGGAUUUCACCAAUCGAUUGUUGGUGCUUUUUAUCGUUAGCGCUUUGAUCGGGUUGGUGAGUUUGUGCGUCGGUGAAGUAGACGCGGCGAAUUUGGAGAGAAGUGAUUUUAGCGUGGUAGGCAAUACUAUCCCUGGCGUAGCGGUUGCGUUCGUGUAUCAAUCCGUGUUGCCAUCCGUGGUUUCCUCGUUGGAGGGCGACGUGCCAAAGAUUAAGAAAGCGACUAUUUUAGGGACCGCGGUGCCGUUGGCUAUGUUUUUGCUGUGGAAUGCGGUCGUUUUAGGUGCUUUAUCCGGAGAAGAUUUAAUGACUUCAGGAGUAAAUCCGGUGGAUCUGUUAGCCUCGAAAAUCGAAAGUGGCUACGGCACGGUGUUAAUCGACGCGUUUUCCUUUAGCGCCGUGGCGACGUCCUUCAUCGGAUUCACCAUCGGAUUGAAAUCGUUCAUCGCGGAUGGGUUACGAUCGGUCGACGUGAAAUCCGAACCCAUAUCCUACGCGUUGACGUUAAUCCCGCCGUUAACUUUCGCCAUCACCUACCCCGACGUCUUCAUCUCCGCCAUCGACAACGCCGGAACGUUCGGCGUCAUCGUCAUCUUUGGCUUGUUGCCGCCUUUAAUGGUGUACAGUUAUCGAAAAUCUGCCAAAGAAUUUGAAUCUAAGAUUACCAUGUCGACCGAAAUGACGCGACAAAAAGCCUUGAUCGAUACCAUCGCUUUACCGGGUGGCGACUGGACCUUAUUCGCCAUCUUUGCCUUUUCCGCGUGCGUCAUUUUGCAAGAGCUCGUCGAACGCGUCGGCGGGUAA